AUGCCUCCCAAAAAGCUGGUACCGGCGAAAAAGAGAAAGCGGCCUGAGCCCGAAACAGCCUCGAAGGAGGAUGAAACGCCCUUCAUGAGAGAGAUCAUCCCAGAUGGCGACGUCAUCCUCAUCGUUGGCCCUGAGAAGUCCAAGAUACAGGUCUCUUCCCAUCUCCUUCGCACCACCUCACCUGUGUUCAACGUCAUGCUCGGCCCCAACUUCAAAGAAGGAGCCGCCCUUCGAGAAAAUGAGGGCCCGACCGAGAUUGUCCUCCCGGAAGACAACGCCAAAGCCCUAUGGAACGUCUACAGCACUCUCUACGGAGCCAAUCCUCACGUGAACAAGCUCAAGCCGGACGAAAUCUACGAUGUAGCCGUCCUAGCCCAGAAGUAUGACCUGAUCGAUCGACUUGAGCUCGCCUGCGAAUCGUGGUUUGCACACACCGGUGCCAUUACCUAUGGCUCAACCAAGAAAGACUGGAAGAUGCUAUUGGCGGCGUACUGGCUCCGCAGUGAACUUGGGUUCAAAAACACCAGCAUUAUGCUUAUUGAAGCAGACCAAGAGCCUCUCUACAGAUUUGGGAUGGGAACAUCAGACCAGGUCCUCGGGCUGAGGCUCUGCCUGGCUAUCUACGAGCUUAGAGUCGCUGGAUUCGAGGACUUUGGACUUUGUCUGAGUUGCUUUGAGUCCCCGGAGACGGAAGAAUUCUCAGAGGGGAAUCCCAAAUGCACGUCUAAGUACAGAGAAUCCGUUUUACCUUGA
Fusarium vanettenii 77-13-4 is the source of this 753-nucleotide messenger RNA. RefSeq lists its product as uncharacterized. The record is from RefSeq and is a predicted model, not a curated record. The transcript is spliced from 3 exons. Gene Ontology annotation, molecular function: protein binding. Lineage: Eukaryota; Fungi; Ascomycota; Sordariomycetes; Hypocreales; Nectriaceae. The coding region runs from base 1 to 753 and encodes 250 amino acids.